This is a messenger RNA of Spodoptera littoralis (African cotton leafworm), 1056 nucleotides long. Lineage: Eukaryota; Metazoa; Arthropoda; Insecta; Lepidoptera; Noctuidae. The record is from the annotation of a GenBank genome assembly.
AUGACACAAAGUUUUGUACAAAGAAAUAAAAUGAAAAUGGAUCGCAACACAUACAUUUAUUUUAUGCAAAUUUUAUUUGUGGGUAGCAUCACAUUAGCAUCACGGAGCUUGGACUUACAUAAUAAGCAAACUUUGGCGAUAAAUAUAGCCCGGUUUGUGCUGUAUGUCUUAAGUGUUCGAGGAUUCAGUGAAGCGUGUGUAGUGUUAUAUCACUGCGCUCGUCACCAGCAGCUCCCUGAUGUACAGGUCCUGCAGAGGGUACAGCUACACCGGCACCAUGUCAUGAUGUUUCUGGGGGCUAUCACAGUCCUGCUGACACAUGAACAGGCAAUCCUCGAUGACAGAUUAAUUUUUAUUUUAAUCGCGACCUUGAUUGCUAAAUAUCCGGAGAUUGAUAGAAAAUUAGAUAAGAAAAAGACAGUUAACUAUGGUGUAGGCAUGGCUUGCAGCUACUUCGAGGGCUACCUCGUCCAUGUGUUACCUUCAGACGGCGCCAAGUUCUUCGGGUUUCUGGAGAAUAUCAAGAUAUAUGAGAACAGAGAAGGAGUCGUGUUUCCUGUGAAGAAGCUAUUCGUGGUGGUCACCAAGUCGCUGUUCAGUCCUCCGGCGCUGGUGGAGUUCAACAAGACUGGCAGAGACGACCUGCCCAAACUAGAAGCUUGUAGUUCUUUAACUGAGAUAGAGAAGGACGUGGCCGGUGUUAAGAACCGCAUAUACAGGAGCACAGCGUACAAGAUCUACCGGCCUAAUGCGCCGCCUGUCUGUAUCUGCACCGAGGGGGGUACGCCUCUGAACACCUUAUACAGGGUCCUGAAGAACAGCGAGCUCGCUGAAGAACUGGCGGGUAUCAACCGCGAGGAAAUAGUGCUCGACUUCUUGACCACACUGCGUAAACUGAUUGCCAAGAGCCCAGAAUGCAGGGGCAAGUGUGAACUUGUAUAUUUUGACGAUUCUAACAGAGACCUGAACUUAGCUGAUGUAUUAUUAGAUAGGGUCCGAGAGCAGGAACCGAACUUCGAAGAAAUUAUUGCUAGAAGGAGGGAGUCAUUAUUAUAA